Aureococcus anophagefferens is the source of this 471-nucleotide messenger RNA. RefSeq lists its product as hypothetical. The annotation marks the transcript as partial. The record is from RefSeq and is a predicted model, not a curated record. Gene Ontology annotation, molecular function: protein binding. Lineage: Eukaryota; Pelagophyceae; Pelagomonadales; Pelagomonadaceae. The transcript has a single exon.
GGCCGCUCCGCGAUGCACAUCGCCGCGCGCUACGACUCGCACGCCGUCGUGCGGGUCCUGGCCCAGCUCGACGGCGACGUGGAACUCGCGGACACGUACGGCAAGACGCCGGCGCACUACGCGGCGGAGAUGGGCAACGAGGCCGCGCUCCGGACGCUGUCGCGGCUCGGCGCGGCGCUCGACGUCGAGACGGACAACGGCAAGACGUGCGCGGCGCUCGCGGCGGCCAACGGCCACAACAACAUGCUCCUGCUGCUCCACUCGUUGGGCGCCGACGUCGACCAGCGCGCGCUGAACUUCGCGGGCCGCACGCCGCUCCACUUCGCCGCGGGCAACGGCCACCUGCAGUGCGCGCGGACGCUCCUGCGGCUCGGGGCCGACAUCAACGCGACGGACACGGCGCUGAACACGCCCGUGCUCCACGCGGCGCUCAACGGGCGCAAGGACGUCGUCGAGGCCCUCGAGGAGCUC